GGUUGCCGUUCAUGGUCACCGCAGAGGGUCUGGAGCUGAUAAUCGCCACAAACUUCCUGGGCUCUUUCCUCCUCACCAACUUACUGCUGGGCUGUCAAGGUUGCUGGUUCCUAGGCAACGUGAGAUAAGGGCUGGAGCCGAGCUCAGCCAGUUUCUCUGUGUAUGUUUUUCUGUGGGGGGUUUUGGUUCUUGAAGAAGCAGCAGCUUUCUGUGUGUUCUCUUGCUGUAUGGGAAAACGAAACUUAAGCUUACAUGCCUUAAUGUCCUGAGUAAAUGGACUCUUAAACUAUCUCUUGCCUCUGGAGUUUCUUGACCAACUUAUACUCUAAUGUAACAGCGCUUACAACGCAAAUACCGCACACAUCAACAGGGUUAUGGGCCCAGAUCCAGCGCACGUUACAGAGUGAGUAAGUGGUCUGAGCUGCAGACUGAGUUCCAGAGAGCAGCGUGAUUGAUUGUGCCAGACAGAGCGAAGAUGGCUGUAAACAUGGAAAGGCUUAUGGAAAAUAAUUACGCCAGCUGGAAGAUGAGAAUGCGGGCUUUCCUGAUAAAAGAGGAUUUAUUUGAUGUUAUUGAAGGGACCCCACCGGUACCACCAACAGCGGCCUGGAAGCGCAAAUAUGAGAAGGUGCAGGCUUUUAUUACCUUGGCUCUAUCCGAUUCUCAACUGAUGUACGUGAGAGAUGAACCUUCAGCCAGACGUAUGUGGGACGCGUUGCAGGAUUUGUCCCAGGAGUGGCAGCGGAGACAGGAGGCGAAAAAGGCCGAGCCGAAGGAAGCUGUCAGAAGCAAGCAGGAGCAGCAGCGGCUGAAAACUUGUUAUUUUUGUGGAGCGCGUGGGCACAUUCAAAGAGACUGUGCAGUCAAGCAAAGAAACAGAGAUGGAGGCUGGAAGCAGAGCAGUGUGAACUUUGUCAGUGCAGAAAAGCCUCAUUUUAUGGAGACGGACUGGAUUUUGGACAGCGGAGCGUCCCAUACCCUCGUAAAGGACCCUAGUUUAUUUCACACGGCAAGAGAGGUGCAGGACUCUGUUCUUUUAGCUGAUGGAUCAAGACGAAUUGUCAAGGCGCGAGGAAUGGUGAAACUGAAUAUCAUGAAGGCAUCAGCUCCUGCCCGCAUUGUGAAUGUGUCCUCCUUCCGACACCACCACGGGAAAGUGAAUGUAAAGUACUUGAAUGGAAAUGAGCAGCCAAAGUCCUUUGACCAUGCCUACAACAGUACCAAGCUCAUGAAUGUUGUCUUCACCACUGAGUUGGCCCGGAGACUGCAGGGGACAGGAGUGAUUGUCAAUGCUCAGAAUCCAGGUGCUGUCAAGACUGAGAUCUUGCGCAAUUAUAGCUGGUGGGCCCGCCUCCUCUUCAACAUCCUUGGCAUUUUCUUCCUGAAGGCGGCAAAAGACGGAGCCGUCAGCACGCUGUACUGUGCCAUUUCCGAGGAAGUCGAGGGCAUCACCGGCAAGUACUUUGACAGUGACUGCAGCCUGACUCUGCCCUCUCCCAUCGCUCAAGACCCUGGCAUUGGCAGCAAACUCUGGGAUGCUUCAGAGAAGCUGACAGGCCUUGAAAAUGGUGGAAGGAAGCCAGCCGGCCACACACUGUCGUAGGCCAGCCCACAGGGUCACUCUACUCCAUCCCAGCCGUCGGUGGCAAGAGCUAAGCUGGACUGUUCUCUGCUGCAAGCAAUGAACCUGGAUGCACUCUCUCAGUCCUUUAUUUCUGGCAAGGUUUUGCAGACUGUUUAGGACCUUAAUGGGACCGCGGGGAAACUCACUAGCACAGGUGAUCCAGGCGGCUUUCCCUUGCCCAUGCACUGUCAUUGCAAGGCCCUUUAAGGGUGGCUUCCAUUUGUGCACUGGCAGCUGCGUUUCUGUCUGCCCAACACCUGAAAGCAGGCGCAGGGGACGUGGGUGUGGCUUGGGCAGGAGGUGCCUUAACCCUCAGCUUAGGUGUUUGGAUAUGCACGUCUUGCUUGUGCAGUAACGACUCCACAGGACCCCUGCUGUUGCCCCUUGAAAUGCAUGGUCCCCUGAAGCCCUUAGUUACGCUGGAUUUAUUUAUAUAAUCUUUCAUCUUCAGUUGUCUUUCUCUGCUGCGCACACAACCUCGUAUUUUAUUGUAUUGCAGUUGUCAGGUUUAGGGAUUGGUUGUGAGUUUUGUUUUGUUUAGUUCUAAUGCUGCUGUAUAGCGAAGGAGCAGGGUACAAAUCCUCUUUAGCAGUGUGACAGCCUGGCCUGAUCUUCAUGUUCUCUCCCUUGUACACCUUGCCAGCUUGAUGGGACUCCUGCCUUACCUGCUCGCAUUAUAUCCAGGCCUUGAAGCUUGGCCAAAUUAAUAAAGCGCAGGGAUCAUAGAAUCAUAGAAUAGUAGAGUUGGAAGGGGCCUAUAAGGCCAUCAAGUCCAACCCCCUGCUCAAUGCAGGAGUCCAAAUCAAAGCAUUCCCGACAGAUGGCUGUCCAGCUGCCUCUUGAAUGCCUCCAGUGUCGGAGAGCCCACUACCUCUCUAGGUAAUGGCUCUAACAGUUAGGAAGUUUUUCCUGAUGUCCAGUCGAAAUCUGGCUUCCUGCAACUUGAGCCCAUUAUUCCGUGUCCUGCACUCUGGGACGAUCGAAAAGAGAUCCCGGCCCUCCUCUAUGUUACAACCUUUCAUGUACUUGAAGAGUGCUAUCAUAUCUCCCCUCAGUCUUCUCUUCUCCAGACUAAACAUGCCCAGUUCUUUCUGUCUCUCCUCAUAGGGCUUUGUUUCCAGUCCCCUGAUCAUCUUUGUUGCCCUCCUCUGAACCCGUUCCAGUUUGUCUGCAUCCUUCUUGAAAUGUGGAGACCAGAACUGGACGCAGUAUUCAAGAUGAGGCCUAACCAGUGCUGAAUAGAGGGGAACUAGUACUUCAUGCGAUUUGGAAACUAUACUUCUGUUAAUGCAGCCUAAUAUAACAUUUGCCCUUUUUGCAGCCACAUCACACUGUUGGCUUAUAUUCAUCUUGUGAUCACCGGCAAUUCCAAGAUCCUUCUCACAUGUCAUACUGCUGAGCCAAGUAUCCCCCAUCUUAUAACUGUGCAUUUUGUUUCUUUUUCCUAGGUGUAGAACUUUGCACUUUGCAUCCCUGUUGAAUUUCAUUCUGUUAUUUUCAGCCCAAUGCUCCAGCCUAUCAAGGUCCCUUUGAAUUCUGUUUCUGUCUUCCACGGUAUUAGCUAUGCCCCCCAACUUUGUAUCAUCUGCAAAUUUGAUAACCGUGCUUUGUACCUCCUCAUCCAAGUUGUUAAUAAAAUGUUAAAGAGCACUGGGCCCAGGACUGAGCCCUGUGGUACCCUACUCGUUACUUCUGCCCAGUUUGAGAAGGCACCAUUGAUAAGCACUCUUUGAGUACGAUUCUGGAGCCAACUGUGGAUCCACCUGAUAGUUGUUCCAUCCAGCCCACAUUUAGUUAUCUUGCUAAUCAGAAUAUCAUGGGGCACUUUGUCAAAAGCUUUGCUGAAGUCGAGAUAUAUUAUGUCCACAGCAUUCCCACAGUCUACAAGGGAGGUUACCUGAUCCAAAAAUGAGAUGAGUUUAGUUUGGCAGGAUUUGUUCUUCAUAAAUCCAUGUUGGCUCCUAGUAAUCAUUGUAUUGCUUUCAAGGUGCCUACAGAUUGACUGCUUUUAUAUUCUGCUCCAGAAUUUUUAAAGGGAUUCAAGUGUGGGCAUCAUGAAGGACUGCAAACGCUUGUAGGGAAAGGACCCCCAGAUGCACAAGAACCAAAGCUGUCCUGAUGAAGAGCUGAGAAUGAGAGACCAAGCAGAUAACCAUGCAAAGAUGUUACCGGGCAAUGUGGAACUUGAGGUGUCUGUGGGUGUCUGACUCUGUGCCUCUCCGUCUGUCUGUGACAGUGGGGCAAAUGUGAGGCCAGCAGCUCCAAAAGAACGGGAGCCCAUGGUUGCUCAGUUGCUAUCUGAGAACAAGUAGUUUUAGUAGCCAUGUUAUUAGAAUGAAAUGGAGAACCCUGGAAGGAGAGAAAAGGGAAUCCAGCUGGCAGGCUGGAUAAUAACAGCUGAUAACUGAGUUGUCUGGGUGCUUUGCCCAGUUUUAGCACACUUUUCUUACUUCUGCCUUUUUUUAAAAAAAGGCCUUGAAAUCUCCAUAGUUUGCCUUUCCUUUUUCUGUAGCAACUUUCCUAAGUUGCAUCUUUCCUGUGCUGGGUUUGCUUGAGAUCGGGUAGUGCCUAGAAGUUAUUCCCUGCAAAUACAACUACACAGUAAGUGUGGGUGAAAGAAUCUUCCUCUCCCCAAAAGGUAAAAGUGAAAACUUUGCAAGGAGGCUUUGCAGGAGCUAAAGACCAGGGACUCGUUAAGAAUUCAGUGUAUAGUUAACUUACAGUACAGUGGGAUACAUGACUACUUGGAAGUCUCUUUGUGUUUAAUGGGACUUACUUCUAGGUAAGUGGCUACAGGAGGGCAGCCUAGGCUUUGGUUUAGGGUUGGCACUGGGGAAAAACAGGGCUCUUGCACCUUUAACAGCUUUAUGCCAGGCAGAAAUUCAACAAAGCCUUUUCUAGUAUGGAAAUGGACUUAUGGGAAGCUUCACCAUGACUACUCUGUAAUUUUGUGUUAUGCCACACCACUAUGGUAGCUAUAUUGUGACUCGUGCCCCAGCACUCUCUCAAAAUUUGAAAUGUACUCUCUGGUCCAAAAAGGUUGGUGGCCCGAUCUAGUCUGCUUCAUACAGAACUAUGUAAAAUAUUUGCUUCAUCGUGGCCGGGGAGAGGUCCCACUAUGCCACACUUACAUGUUGAGAUUCAGGGUUAUCUUAUGCUCUACUAUACCAUUUCCUCUUUUUAUGAAAACUUUAAACAAAAUAAGAAUUCUGGUGAGCAGGGUCAUGGGCCGGGCAGGGGUCAAGGGAAUGCACAGGAGUUGGGGCAGGGGCCCCUUGCUUUGUGGGGGCCUGAGGAAAAUUGCCCCAGAUGCCCUCUCCCCCCUAUGCAGCUCUGCAGCUUUGCAGUAUUACCAAGGUGCAUGGCUUGUGCAGGACUGCAAAACGCCACAGUGCAACAGGCUCUCUACUCCCAGACUUUCCUCCAGCUGUGCAUAGGAAAAGAGCCCAGAAUGGUCUACCUCUCGAACUUGCUGCUCCACUUCCAGUGCAUUCCAGCUCCAUUUCUAAGACCCCAAUGAAGUCUCUGCCAUGGGGUGCAGGUGGCUCUCAAAGGAUGACUCAUGGAGUUGCAGGCCUAUAUUCUUGGUUAUGUUCAGCAGACACACAAAACGGCUCCUGCUGCAAGGUCUCCUCCCUAAUUGCCCAGAUCACCCACCUCUAAGACUGGCCUUGGGUCCAAAGUUCCCCCACACCUGCUUCACAACUUUUCUAGCAUAAAUGAAAGGAAUUGCCUUCAUCUGUGUUGCAGGCGCCAGCUCUUGCCAUUCCCCUCCCCCUCCCAGCACCGAUGCAUUGUCUUUAUUUCCUUAUAACUGUUUAUAACCAAAAAGGUCAAUCUUCUGUGUAACAGAAAUGUCUUCUGAGAUGUUAUAAUAAAUAUAUCUGACCCAUUUUGUUUUAAAUCUUCA
Messenger RNA from Rhineura floridana, 5534 nucleotides. Its product is annotated as retinol dehydrogenase 11-like. The transcript is spliced from 5 exons. The coding region runs from base 476 to 1603 and encodes 375 amino acids. NCBI's taxonomy places the organism in Eukaryota, Metazoa, Chordata, Lepidosauria, Squamata, Rhineuridae. The record is from RefSeq and is a predicted model, not a curated record. Gene Ontology annotation, molecular function: 2 iron, 2 sulfur cluster binding; zinc ion binding; nucleic acid binding.